Messenger RNA from Cladophialophora psammophila CBS 110553, 753 nucleotides. RefSeq lists its product as uncharacterized. The record is from RefSeq and is a predicted model, not a curated record. The transcript is spliced from 3 exons. NCBI's taxonomy places the organism in Eukaryota, Fungi, Ascomycota, Eurotiomycetes, Chaetothyriales, Herpotrichiellaceae. The coding region runs from base 1 to 753 and encodes 250 amino acids.
AUGAACCGGUAUCGCACCCUUCCGGGCCUUGGGCCGCAGAAGGCUAUCGCCAGUACCGUGUGCCAAAAAUGCUUGAAGAAAGAUAUUUAUGAGUGCAAAUCAAGCGUGCAAGAACGGCCGUACACAUCCAGGCCAUCAAGGACCCAGCAACUCUUGAACCCCAAACUUGCGCCAAAACUAGCGAGCGACACCCCAAACAAUCUAUUGAACAGGGCGUGGCUGACCAACAAUUGGCUGAGGCUGAGGCCAGACGGACAAAACUUGUUGCGGAACCAGAAGAUCGGGGUCGAUCGCCAAUUCCAGACUCCUCAGAUUCCGUCUCAACCAUAUCGACAAACAAGUCGCGGUCUCGAUCACGGUCUCGCUCACGGUACCGCGACGAUAACUUCUUCACCAGUGGUCGUGCAAGUCGAAACCGCUCGAGAACACCGCCUACUGACAUCCUGCGGAAACGAAAACACCGGUCCAUUUCCAGUUCAUACUCUAGGUCGCCGAGAUCUCCAAGGCGAGAGCCUGGCUCGCACCGCAAAAGCCGGCGUCAUCGCACCAUCAGUCCCAUUGACCGAGGUCGACCCAGCUCCAUGCGCCGGGGCAGCCACCGCAGCCGGACUAGCAGUCCAAGCAUGGACAAGAGCCAGAUUACCAAGCAGAGAAGGUCCCUUGAGACAGAAGACCACGUCCGCGAUGGUCUUCGUGGACGUAGGCAAGACCACGACGACAAUGAUCGCCACGCAUUGCCUCAGAGAGACUUAA